UCAGUAAGAGUAACAUUGAGUGAGGGUCAGUGAGAGUAACAGAGUCAGUGAGAGUAUCAGUGACAGUAACAGAGUCAGUGAGGGUGGGUGAGAGUAGCAGGGAGGGUCAGUGAGAGUAACAGUUUGAAUGAGAGUAACAGUGUGAGGUUCAGUGAGGGCAGGAAGUUAGUGAGAGUGUGGGUGAGCGGUCAGUAACAGUGAGGAGGAUAGUAACAGUAAGUAAGUGAUCUGAUCCAUUACAGCUGCCAGACUGGUCACUGUCUGGGUGUUCGAUGAUCUAUCAAGCACGGAUUUGCAAUGUUGAUGAAGAGAGGAUUGUCACUGACUCGGAGAAGAGCCACUUUGUUACGGUUUUUCGAGAAUGUGAUUUGGGUCAGAAAGGCUAUCUGAGCAGAGAAGAUCUCAAGGUUGCAGUGGUAACCAUGUUUGGAUAUAAACCUUCCAAGAUGGAGACAAAUGUGAUGAUGGCCGCAGUGCUGGAAAACCACUUGCCAGGCUUACCCCUCGAACAAUUCACGAACCUCAUGAGCAGGAAGAUGGCAGCCCAAGAUCGCUACGACCAGAUAAGGCAGAUCUUCUCGGCGUUUGACGCACGCUGCCGUGGCUUUUUGACGUUGGAGGAUUUUAAGAGGGCGUUUGCAGAUGUUACACCCCGUCUGCCCGAGCAAACCGUGCUUGAAGCUUUCAGGGAAGUGGAUCGGGAUUUGGAUGGCCAUGUCAGCUUCAAAGACUUUGAGAUCGUCAUGCAUCAUGAGUAAGAAGCUAACAAAACCUGGAGUGAGGAAAGAUAUUUCAGCUCUUGCAACCCAACUGCUCCAUAAUGUAUGGACAGUGAUCUUGGGAGGGAAGCCAUUGCUCAACCAGAAGUGUCAUUAACUGCGGUUUAUAUACUUCAUAUUCUACAUCUGACUGGAGGGAUACUGCAAAUGGUACUUUCGGGAGGGAGUGACACUCACAAAUUGUGCAUCGCCAGGAAAUCGUAGCUUUGUUGCAUUGAAUACAAUAAACAUAUGAUUUUAUAUAUUCCGUACGUCAUAUCCCACAGUAUUGGUGGUGGAUGCAAAGUGAAUGGUUUAUCUCUUAUACCAUCUACAGUCUCAUGAAGCCCCUACCCCCCGUUCAGGCUAUAUUACCCAGUCCCAAAGCCCAACUCCUCUCCCAACUAGUCUCUCUGACAACCUCCAACCUCCAUUCUGACCCCAAUACCCCACUGACCUUAGUCUUUUUCCCUAAUCCCAGAUUGUGACAAAGCCAUGUUUGAGCUGGCGAUGUGAGUUAAAUGUUGUAGGCAAAACUAGAUGUUCUGUUGGAAUGGUGAGAAUUUUCUGGCAAAUUGCAACCUUUCAUGUAUAUAUAAUUGAGUCAUAGAGUCUUAUUUUAAAUUGACAUGUAUAAAAUAUACAUGUCUGAUAGGCAGUCGUGAAAGUGCGAAAAAGAUUUAGAAGGAUGAUAAUUGCUUGGUAGUACAGAACUUGAAUAUUGCUGAAAAGAGAAGACAUGUUGCUGAAAUUCUUCAUCUUGCACUCAUCAGGGCAAAUGUAAGAAUGGCAGAUUUACAAGAAAGCCAAUCAGCAAUGUUGUAAAUAGGGUCCUAUCCAUUUGCUCACCUUGCAAGCUUUAUGCAGAAAUAGAGCAGAUCAAAGCUCUCCUGCAGGAUAAUGGCUACCCUGAUCAGAUCAUUGUUUGCCGUAUAUUGUGCAAACUGGCAAAUGGGCCAAGGGCCGCCACUUUUGGGCCUGAAAAGUGCCUGGUCUACCUCAAAUUACCCUGGAAAAGCAAAGUAUCUCAAAAAUUUGAACAAGUUAAGCAAGCCAUUUUAUGCUGCUACUAUGCAGUGAUUACACGAGUGGUAUUUUCCACUAACAGGAUGCUGCUGAGCGUCCAAAGAAACGUUCUGCCUAUCAGGACGUGAAUGAAUUUCGAUGCUGGUGUAAUGACAGGUACGUGGGCCAUGUGUCCCAACAAUUGGAUGAUGAAAUCAAACAGUAUGUUUUUUCAGUUGUUCGUAGUAGGCAGAAUACAGACCAUGGUCAACCAGCCCUCGCUUGCAAAAUGCAAAACAAAAAGUCUACUGUUAGGUGUGAUUCUGUGUUUGUGCAGCACUUACUGAACAAUCCUGAGUAUGCUAAUAGCCACACUAACAACCAAUUUAUGAUAAUCAGGCGAGCUUGUAACUUGGCUGAUUUAUGCUUGCUAAAAGUGACAGGGACCCAUUCUCUGGAAACAAAAGGAAUAUGCUCAAGCCUUGCCCCUUUUUUAAAUUCCCCAGGAGCUUAGGGAGCCUUUAUUUUCCAUUGUUAUCUCCUUGGCAACGCCUCGUCAAUCAAAGUCAACUUGCCAACCAAUCAGCACCCUUUUCUCAUGUAAUAUACAUUGUUGUGAUCAUUUGAAAUUGGGUAUUCUUGCAUUUGUCCUGAUGAGUGCAAGAUUAAAAGCUUCAGCAACAAUCUCUUUUCAGCAAUAUUCUAGGAUAAUACUCAAACUGAGAGGCAGGAAAGGCUGAAGAGUCUGGGUACUUUUCUCCAAAAUAAGAAGCAAGAAGCUGAGGAAUGACUGAUUGAGGUCUCCAAAAUUAUGAACAGUUUGAUCAGAUAGAAGUAAAGAAGAUGUUUCCUCUUGAGCUAAGGCCAUAAGUAUAAGAUAGUUGCCAAUAAAUUCAGUAAGGAAUUCAGGAGAAACUUCUUAUCCAGAAACUGGUUAGAAUGUAGAAUUCACUACCACAGAGUAGUUGAGGUGACUAAUAUGGAUAUGUUUAAGGGGAUGCUAGAUAAAAUGCAUGAGAGAGAAAGGGAUAGAAGGACAUGCUGAUCGGAUAAUUGAAGGGGGAAGUGAGAAGGUUGGUGUGGAGCAUAAAUGCCAACAAAGGCCUGUUGGGCUGAAUGGCCUAUUCCUGUGUUGUAAAUUGAAUUAAAUUCACUGGCAGAGAGCUGUUUAUUUUGCUGGAGUGAAAACAUUUUAGCCGCAGUGAAUGAAUGCAGCUUCAAAGGACAGAGGUGACAGGCCUGUCAAGCUCAGUGUUUGUAACAGAUUCUGAAAAUUACACCAUGCUCUGAGACACUGUGUGACAUCAGUGCCUUAUUAUCAAUUCAACCAUCUGAGAUCUCUGCACUCCUCCAAUUCUGGCCACUUGAACAUCCCUGAUUUCAAUUGUUCUACUAUUCGUGGCUCUGCCUUUAGCUGCCUGAGUCCUAGGCUCUGGAAUUCCCUCCAUAAAUCACUCCAUCUCUCUCUCUCUCUCUCUCCUUCUCCUUUAAUAUAUUCAUUAAAACCUACCUCUUUAACCAAACCUUUGGCCACCUGUCCUAACAUCUCCUUAUGUGGCUCAGUAUCUAAUUUUGCCCUGUGAAGCAUCUUGGGAUGGUUUACUAUGUUAAAGACACUAUGUAAGUGCAAGUUGUUGUUGUUUUUCAAAUAAGCGAUAAAAAUAAAACUUGUUGAGAACAAU
Messenger RNA from Carcharodon carcharias (great white shark), 3445 nucleotides. It is a transcript of the gene efcab11, whose product is annotated as EF-hand calcium binding domain 11. Gene Ontology annotation, molecular function: calcium ion binding. The record is from RefSeq and is a predicted model, not a curated record. The coding region runs from base 273 to 758 and encodes 161 amino acids. NCBI's taxonomy places the organism in Eukaryota, Metazoa, Chordata, Chondrichthyes, Lamniformes, Lamnidae. The transcript is spliced from 6 exons.